CCUUUAAGAAGAUGUGGUUAUUUCCUGUUAUGCUUAUAUGUAGCAGCACACGGUAUGAAGUAGAUUUAGUUCUGCUGAUAAAGCCAUGAUGUCAAAACUGACUAUAACUUUGUGCUUUACUGCUGUUUUGGUUGUCUACAGUGUUCAAGGAGCAGACUCUGAGAGGAAGAAAGGUUUUGAAAAGAUGAAAAAGGGGGAAAACUUUACAAUGAAAUGCAAUACAAUGGACAAGCAAACAGAUACUUUAAAUAUAUAUUCAAGACUCCCGAGCAAGCAUGUAGUGCUGGCCUAUGACAUACAAACAAACGUCUAUACUUUUGGUCCAGAAUACAACAAAAGACUGACAAUCAGUGGCACUGCCCAAAAACUAACUGUGACAAUUAGAGACAUGCAGCCAAAUGAUUCUGGACUUUACAUAGGCCAGUAUACAAAAUUUAAUAUAUCAAAAGGUGUAGAAGAAGGAGAAGAAGGCUGCAGCAGUCUCCUGUUUGUGUAUGAUGUGGAUAAGACCGUACCCACUGAAAAAUCAACUAGUAACACGUCACAUGCUAUGUCUGAGCCACUGGUGCUGGUAUUUGCCCUGAUUGCAUGCACUAUAUUUUUGGUUUGUUUCCUGAUGAUAUGGAUGUGUGUACCCAAGAUAAAGGCCAAAUGUGUGAAGCAACAUGCAGAGACUUCAAGGGAAUAUAGCCCAGUCUAUGAGGAUAUGCACAGGGUGCAAAAUAAAUAAGAUGCUAUUUUUUGCCUAUUUGUUUAAAAAUAUAAGGAUUGUUUAUGUCAUCAUUACUGAAAUGCUCAAUAAUGCUUUUAAACUUGCCAUCUGUUUCUCUUACUGUAAAUGUAUUAAAUAUUAUCAGUGCAUUAAAAUUCUCAGAUUGCAUUAUGUAGGGGGCACAGUGGCUUAGUGGUUAGCACGUUCACCUCACACCGCCAGGGUUGGGGGUUCAAUUCCUGCCUCCGCCUUGUGUGUGUGGAGUUUGCAUGUUCUCCCUGUGCCUCGGGAGUUUCCUCCGGGUAUUCCGGUUUCCUCCCCCGGUCCAAAGGCAUGCAUGGUAGGUUGAUUGGCAUCUCUGGAAAAUUGUCCCUAGUGUGUGAUUGCGUGAGUGACUGAGUGUGCGUGUGUGUGUGUGUGUGUGUGUGUGUGCCCUGCGAUGGGUUGGCACUUCGUCCAGGGUGUAUCCUGCCUUGAUGCCCGAUGACGCCUGAGAUAGGCACAGGCUCCCCGUGACCCGAGGUAGUUCGGAUAAGCAGUAGAAGAUGAAUGAAUGAAUGAAUGUAUUAUGUAUUCAUUUGUUAUGCAAUUAUUUUUUUGAUGAUAUUUGUAAUAUUAUAAAAGAAAUAAAAUGUGGAAUUGCA
This is a messenger RNA of Tachysurus vachellii, 1356 nucleotides long. RefSeq lists its product as uncharacterized. The record is from RefSeq and is a predicted model, not a curated record. NCBI's taxonomy places the organism in Eukaryota, Metazoa, Chordata, Actinopteri, Siluriformes, Bagridae. Gene Ontology annotation, biological process: adaptive immune response. Gene Ontology annotation, cellular component: membrane. The coding region runs from base 86 to 730 and encodes 214 amino acids. Gene Ontology annotation, molecular function: signaling receptor activity. The transcript has 4 exons.